GCCACAGUCUUUAUUCAACUUUACAACCCGAGCUGAGCUGACCUGCUCCUGAGACCUUCCGCUCUUCUGUUUCUGUUCAACUCAAACAAGACCUUCAUCAUGGUGUCUUUGGGACGACAGAUGCUGGGCUUUGCCCUGGCCACCAUUGGCUUCCUGGGGACCAUUAUUAUAUGUGCCCUGCCCAUGUGGAAGGUCACAGCCUUCAUCGGAGCCAACAUUGUGACAGCGCAGGUCAUCUGGGAAGGCUUAUGGAUGAACUGUGUAACGCAGAGCACAGGCCAGAUGCAGUGCAAGAUCUACGAUUCUCUCCUGGCUCUGCCUGAGGACCUUCAGGCUGCCAGAGCUCUCGUGGUCAUCGCCAUCAUUGUUGCAGCCUUUGGGAUCAUCCUGGGAAUUGCUGGUGGCAAGUGUACCAACUUUGUGGAGGACGAAUCUUCCAAAGCCAAGGUGGCCAUCGCUUCUGGAAUUGUCUUCAUUUGUGCCGGCGUCCUCGUCCUCAUCCCUGUCUGCUGGUCUGCCAACACAAUCAUCAGGGAUUUCUACAACCCCUUACUGACCAACGCCCAGAGGAGAGAGCUGGGGGCUGCGCUCUACAUCGGCUGGGGCACAGCUGCGCUUCUCAUCCUGGGUGGUGCCCUCCUCUGCAGCUCCUGCCCACCCAAAGAAAGCCCAGAGUAUCCAGUAAAGUACUCCGGUGCCAGGUCCACAGCCACCAGCCGAGCCUACGUCUGAGACCUCUAUUCUCCUGAGAAAGACUGCAAGCUAUUUUACUUUUCUUGAGUAACCCUUGUUUGUUGUGAGUUUGGGAAAGCACCGCAAGCCAUGUCUCACUUGAGAACUGCAAGACCUAUGAUGAAAGUAAAUUUGUACAGUACCAUUAAUAUAUUGUGAAUGUAUUGUAUAAACUAUUUUAGAAAUAUCUUUGUCUCAUAUUAAUAUCAAAAGGCUGCUUUUGUUUCUUGAAAUCACUGAUUUUUAAUAAAACAAUCACUUUAACUGAU
Molecule: messenger RNA, 1001 nt
Organism: Toxotes jaculatrix (banded archerfish)
Lineage: Eukaryota; Metazoa; Chordata; Actinopteri; Toxotidae
Gene: cldne
Product: claudin e
Exons: 2
Coding region: 100-732 (210 amino acids)
Biological process (GO): bicellular tight junction assembly; cell adhesion
Cellular component (GO): plasma membrane; bicellular tight junction
Molecular function (GO): structural molecule activity
Source: RefSeq, a predicted model, not a curated record